GCACUCGCAACUUCUGCCGCUGCCGCUGCCGCCCGGGCGCUCUCGGCCCAGCCGAGCUGUUGCUGCGAACUGUGGAGCUGCCGGCGGAGCCCGGCCCGAGCUCCCUCGACUCCGCACGUCCCAGGCGUCCGUCGGGCGCCGAGGCGCCUCCCGCAGGGAGUCCCCGUGAGGCCGCGCUGCCGCGUUACCCGCGGCGGCCGGGGGUCCGGGGAGUGCGGGACUCCGAGACCGAGCCAGGCGCCCCCCAGCGGUCGGCGCGGGCCCCAUGGCUGGGCCGGGCGGAGCGGAACCGGCGAGGUGAAGCCCCGGGGCCGGCAGCCGGAGCGCGUGGCGGGGGCGCCGGCUCCAUGGGCAGCUGCACACGGCGGCGCGAUGAUGGACGUUAACAGCAGCGGCCGCCCGGACCUCUACGGGCACCUCCGCUCUUUCCUUCUGCCAGAAGUGGGGCGCGGGCUGCCCGACCUGAGCCCCGACGGUGGCGCCGACCCAGGCGCGGGCUCCUGGGCGCCGCACCUGCUGAGCGAGGUGACAGCCAGCCCGGCGCCCACCUGGGACGCGCCCCCGGACAAUGCCUCCGGCUGUGGGGAACAGAUCAACUACGGCAGAGCCGAGAAAGUUGUGAUCGGCUCCAUCCUGACGCUCAUCACGCUGCUGACGAUCGCGGGCAACUGCCUGGUGGUGAUCUCCGUGUGCUUCGUCAAGAAGCUCCGCCAGCCUUCCAACUACCUGAUCGUGUCCCUGGCGCUGGCCGACCUCUCGGUGGCUGUGGCGGUCAUGCCCUUCGUCAGCGUCACCGACCUCAUCGGGGGCAAGUGGAUCUUUGGCCACUUUUUCUGUAAUGUCUUCAUCGCCAUGGACGUCAUGUGCUGCACGGCCUCGAUCAUGACCCUGUGCGUGAUAAGCAUUGACAGGUACCUUGGGAUCACAAGGCCCCUCACGUACCCUGUGAGGCAGAAUGGGAAAUGCAUGGCGAAGAUGAUUCUCUCCGUCUGGCUUCUCUCCGCCUCCAUCACUUUACCUCCACUCUUUGGAUGGGCUCAGAAUGUAAAUGAUGAUAAGGUGUGCCUGAUCAGCCAGGACUUUGGCUAUACGAUUUACUCUACCGCAGUGGCAUUUUAUAUCCCCAUGUCCGUCAUGCUUUUCAUGUACUACCAGAUUUACAAGGCUGCCAGGAAGAGUGCUGCCAAACACAAGUUCCCUGGCUUCCCUCGAGUGGAGCCAGACAGCGUCAUCGCCCUGAAUGGCAUAGUGAAGCUCCAGAAGGAGGUGGAAGAGUGUGCAAACCUUUCGAGACUCCUCAAGCAUGAAAGGAAAAACAUCUCCAUCUUUAAGCGGGAACAGAAAGCAGCCACCACCCUGGGGAUCAUCGUCGGGGCCUUUACCGUGUGCUGGCUGCCAUUUUUCCUCCUCUCGACAGCCAGACCCUUCAUCUGUGGCACUUCCUGCAGCUGCAUCCCACUGUGGGUGGAGAGGACAUUUCUGUGGCUAGGCUAUGCAAACUCUCUCAUUAACCCUUUUAUAUAUGCCUUCUUCAACCGGGACCUGAGGACCACCUAUCGCAGCCUGCUCCAGUGCCAGUACCGGAAUAUCAACCGGAAGCUCUCGGCUGCAGGCAUGCAUGAAGCCCUGAAGCUUGCUGAGAGGCCAGAGAGACCUGAGUUUGUGCUGAGGGCCUGCACAAGGAGGGUGCUGUUGAGACCAGGAAAGAGGCCACGGGUGUCUGAGUGGGUGCUACAAUCUCCAGGCCAUCACAAUUGGUUAGCAGACAAAAUGCUGACUACUGUAGAAAAAAAGGUCAUGAUUCAUGAUCGAAAGCAGAACAAUGGAGAUGAAAUAAACACGGCAAAAUAGAGGUGGAAACAGAAGGAAGUCAUUUGCUGAGACUGCAGAAUGGAAUGCAGCUUCUGUCCUUUCUCGGGAUGUCUAAAACGUGACAAGCAGGGUGAUCUGUUGUACACAUUAUCUUACGAGGGAGAUGGUGACUUCUCCUUUUUUCUGUGGAUCAGCGCUAUUGUGUGUUCUCAGUUUAAGAUAGCAGAUCAUCUCAGCAGUAAGCACACCGACAGAACUGAGUUCCAGAAAGGAAGCAGUUUCUGGUGCUUUGCAUAUGUCCAAAUCCAUGAAAGUGGGAGAAAGUUCCAAUGCACACUUCCCAUGCUUCUGAGUCUAGGCAUUGUGGUGAAUAUGCAGGAAUAUGAUUCAUGAGACAGAAUGUAUUUUGUUGUAUGACAGAAGGCUUUUCCAAGCAAACUGCAGUGAGCGUAGUGUUGAAUAUGUUGCAUGUCCAUGUUAGAAAACAGAAUCCAGUCAUCAGCUAAUACAAGUGAUUUCCCAGAGCAGUGUUUGUUUCAAGCUUCUGUCAAAUAGUUUGGCUUUUCUGCAGGGUCUCUGUGAUUUCCCCACCAAUGUACUUUUCUUCGUUAACUCACUUAUUAUGGUAUAACUCAGGAACAGGUCUCAGGAUGGAGAGAAGCCUACAACUUGAGCAAAGCUUUUUCUUGUGCUCUGAAGGGUCUUGAGAGGGGAGGGGGAUGCCUUCUGUGAGGAUUUUUAUCGCAGUGAAGCUCAAGUGGUAGCCAACUGCAUUGUAAUUAACAUGAUUAUUGGCAUGUUUUUGACUCUCAUUUUCUACAAGUCUGCAGUGGGCCCACCCAUGGGCUGGCCCAUAACUGCAUGUUAUGUGGAAGAAGUGUGGGAAUGAUGGGUUUUCCAUGAAAUGUGAUGCUUCUGGAGAUGGGGCAUGAACAUGUUCAUUCUUGUUGAGCUGCAUUGUAUUAAACCAAAUUGUGUGAAGCGAGGUCACCUGGACCACUCUUGGGACCUGCUUCAGAACACCAGUCUGUUCCUUCUAGAGAAUUUGUUUUUGUGUUCUAUGUAUCUUAAAUCAAAUGUGUGCCUACGCAAUUCUGUCCUCUGAUUCCCACCCCUACCCACGAAAAGAUGGUAGACAUGAAGGGCAGGGAAGGAAACAGAAAAGGUCUCUUUGCAGAUAUAUAUUUUUUAAUGGCACUAUGUAGUAAUUAAGAGCUAAGGAGACAGAAAGACAGUAGAUGAGAAUAGAAGAGUACCUGUACCUACAAGGGGAAAAAUGAAUGCAAUUCUUUAUUUGAUAAGAGUGAACUGAAAGAGAAUAUUAUUUUCCUACAAUAAAGCAAGCUGUCCUCUCACAGGAUAAAGUGGAAUUCCGACGUGGAUUAUGGACUUCUUCUAACUCCCAUUGACAUUGCUUCUUACCAGACAUGGGGAAAAGCUGCCUUUCCUGAAAGGGGAGGAGGGCACUGUCCUUUCAGACAAAGCUUGUACAAAUUCCUGAACCGCAAAUUUGCUAAAGUGACCGUAUAUAUUAUAUUCAUAAUUUAAAUGAUUAUUUAUGGUCAGAUACAUAUUGUUAAACUUGAAAAUGUUUUAUUACAUUACAUCAAAUAAACUUUAUUUGUAGCUGAAAUAAAGCAAUGUAAGUAAAAAUUUUUAA
Messenger RNA from Symphalangus syndactylus (siamang), 3472 nucleotides. RefSeq names its product 5-hydroxytryptamine receptor 7 (gene HTR7). Gene Ontology annotation, biological process: circadian rhythm; smooth muscle contraction; vasoconstriction. Gene Ontology annotation, cellular component: plasma membrane. Lineage: Eukaryota; Metazoa; Chordata; Mammalia; Primates; Hylobatidae. The record is from RefSeq and is a predicted model, not a curated record. Gene Ontology annotation, molecular function: G protein-coupled serotonin receptor activity.